Molecule: messenger RNA, 634 nt
Organism: Linepithema humile (Argentine ant)
Lineage: Eukaryota; Metazoa; Arthropoda; Insecta; Hymenoptera; Formicidae
Gene: mRpS6
Product: mitochondrial ribosomal protein S6
Biological process (GO): translation
Cellular component (GO): ribosome; mitochondrial small ribosomal subunit
Molecular function (GO): small ribosomal subunit rRNA binding; structural constituent of ribosome
Source: RefSeq, a predicted model, not a curated record
UUUAGAUAUUUACAAGUGUUGUCUGUGGUAUACUGUGGAUUAAAAAAAGUUAAUUAGUUAAGAUAUAUAAUAAAGUUAUAUUAUUAUUAUAUUAAAUUAGGAAAUUGUAUCUGGAUAAACAAACAUGCCGACAUACGAAAUGCCCCUGAUGAUACGCAUCAUAAAGAAGCCAGAAUUGGUGGCAACUUUGAAAAGAACAGCCGAAACAAUAUUUAAUACUGGUGGUUUUAUCAGAAAAAUGGAAAAUUGGGGACUGAAACAGCUUCCAUGCAAAAUUAAGUCACAUCAACAUGUCCACAGAGAAGCAAAUCAUUUUCUCAUAUGUUUUGAUGCACCUCCAAAUCAAUUAGAGAAAAUUUUUGAUGAAUGCAAUAGAGAUGUUGAUAUUGUUAGACUAAAGAUAUACAAACAAAAUGAACCAAUCAAAAAAGAAUGUACGUUCCAUAAAGAGAUGUUACCACCGGCAUAUAGGCCUAGCGUCCAGGAAAUGAUGAAAAUGGCACAGAAGCAGAACAGGAAUAAAUACGAAUUUAAACAUAAUAGUGGGUUGGAUUAUUAUCCUUUUAAUAGAUAAAUAACUGAAAUUAGAGGCUAUAUUUCUUUUUGUUGGUAGUGUUACAUUGUAUAUGUUUUA